Molecule: messenger RNA, 6890 nt
Organism: Vicugna pacos (alpaca)
Lineage: Eukaryota; Metazoa; Chordata; Mammalia; Artiodactyla; Camelidae
Gene: FKTN
Product: fukutin
Cellular component (GO): Golgi membrane
Source: RefSeq, a predicted model, not a curated record
UUGCAGCGCUUGCCGUGCGUGCCGUAAAGCACAGUUGCCGGCGCUGCUGGGUGAGAAAACAAGAUUAUCUUCUUAUCCAAAAAGAUGAAACCAAUGGGGUUACCAUCAAAAGGCAACCAAGUGAGCACCACAGACUAAUGUGUAGAAUCAAUAAGAACGUGAUUUUGGCGCUUUUAACUUUGACAAGUUCUGCAUUUCUGCUGUUUCAGUUGUACUACUACAAGCACUAUUUAUCAGCAAAGAAUGGAGCUGGUUUAUCAAAAUCCAAAGGAAGCCGAAUUGGAUUUGAUGGCACACAAUGGCGUGCAGUUAAAAAAUUUGUUAUGCUAACAUCGAGUCAAAAUAUUCCUGUGUUCCUUAUUGAUCCUUUGAUUCUGGAAUUGAUUAAUAAAAACUUAGAACAAGUCAAGAAUGCUUCUCAUGGCUCCACUUCAGAAUGCAGGUUUUUCUGUGUUCCAAGAGACUUUACUGCAUUUGCACUACAGUAUCAUCUAUGGAAGAAUGAGGAAGGCUGGUUUCGGAUAGCUGAAAACAUGGGAUUUCAAUGCCUAAAGAUCGAGAGCAAAGACCCCCGGCUCGAUGGGAUAGAUUCACUUUCUGGAACUGAAAUCCCCCUGCACUACAUCUGCAGGUUGGCCAGCCAUGCCAUCCACUUGGUGGUCUUUCAUGAGAGGAGUGGCAACUACCUCUGGCAUGGCCAUCUGCGGCUCAAAGGACACAUUGACAGGAAAUUUGUCCCUUCGAAGUUAUCAUUUGGUCGUUAUGCUGGAGCUUUUGACAGGCCAGAGUUACAACAAGUUACUAUUGAUGGAUUAGAAGUUCUCAUUCCAAAGGAACCAGUGCACUUUCUAGAAGAAAUACCACACUCUCGAUUUAUUGAGUGUAGGUAUAAAGAAGCUCGAGCAUUCUUUCAGCAGUACCUUGAUGAUAACACUGUGGAAGCUAUGACCUUUCGGAAGAGUGCAAAGGAGUUGUUGCAACUAGCAGCCAAAACGUUGAAGAAAUUGGGAGUGCGGUUCUGGCUGAGCAGCGGAACUUGUCUAGGAUGGUAUCGGCAGUGCAACAUUAUUCCUUAUAGUAAAGAUGUUGACCUAGGAAUUUUUAUUCAGGAUUACAAAUCUGAUAUUAUUUCAGCAUUUCAAGAUGCAGGACUUCCACUCAAACACAAAUUUGGGAAGGUGGAAGACAGCUUGGAACUAUCAUUCCAGGGAAAAGAUGACGUAAAACUUGACAUUUUUUUCUUCUAUGAAGAGACUGACUAUAUGUGGAAUGGAGGCACUCAGGCCAAAACAGGAAAAAAAUUUAAAUACCUGUUUCCCAAGUUUACUCUGUGCUGGACUGAGUUUGUAGACAUGAAGGUUCAUGUGCCCUGUGAAACCAUCGAGUACAUCGAAGCCAACUAUGGUAAGACUUGGAAGAUUCCUGUGAAGACAUGGGACUGGAAGCGCUCUCCCCCCAAUGUGCAGCCCAAUGGAAUCUGGCCUAUUUCUGAGUGGGAUGAGGUUAUCCAGUUGUACUGAGACAGUAGGUUGCAAUGGUAGAACUCCCCUCCUGCAAAAAAGGUAGAUGACUGUUUAAAAAGAUGGAUGUCUAUUUGUCAAACAUGAGUAGGAGCCAAAGAAAAAUUACAAGUUCGAAGACACAGAGGGAGUCCUAACUCCUGAGCCAUCUGAUUUAAUUCCCUCAUUUUACAUUUAUUAAGGAGUCUCCAUGUAUCAGGUACAAUGCUAGGUAACAGUGGAAAGCAGAGAUGAAUGAUCCAGAUGCCUGCCUCUUUUUUCUUCCCUUUGGUAAGCACCUCAGUUUUCCUUUGACAGAGACACCCUCACCCUUUGAAGAGCUUAUAUAGAAUAUGAUGUGUUCUGUAAGUGCUUUCAGAAUGUUAGAUGUUUGUAUUGGAAGAUGGGCUUGCCAGGCGCAGCUAAGGAAGGAUAUGCUAGUAAAAAAAAAUAAUAACUCGUUUAAGCUUGUUGGUGCUACCUUUAAGGUUGUGGAGGCUGAGUUAACGUUCAAGGGAACAGAUGUCAGGUGACGUCAAGAAAAGAUGCUAGCAGAUUCAUUUUACAAGCAGCGGGCAACCUGAUGUGGGAUUGAUUCAGAGCACAGGGCAUAGUAUAAGAGAAUGAGAGCUGGUUUCUAGCCUUGUCAAAGAUAUGUACAAUUCCAUAGACCUUCUGUUUUCAUAUCUGAAGUGAAAAGAAAGCUUAUGCUUGUGUGAUGCUGAAGUUUCCAGCCACUGUGAGAAUAUUUUCAUUGACCUCUGAUAGCACUUGUUGACAAAUCACUCAAGUGAGACCACUCUACCAGACAUGAUUUUGAAAGGGCUGUGAUUUCAUAAAACUUAUCUCCCUUAUUUCAUUCUUGAUCAGUAGGUAAAAAUAUGAGCAACUCAUGGACAUUUGCUAUUUUCUGAGUUUAUAAUCCUUGUACUCCCAAUUUUAAUGUUAACACUAAAAUAUUAAUAGAAAUACCUCUAAUUUUUCUAAACGUGCCCUCCAGCUUACUCAUUCAUCAAUUUCAGCUCCAUAUCUUUCACUUACGGUCUGUAAACCAAUUUAAAUGGUAUGUAAGCAUACCUGUUCCCUCUCCUUUUCCAACACUAUAUCAGGACUGCAAAGUGAAGAUAAAUGGCAAACCUGACAGCUGUCCCCUACCCCAGAUCAUAGUGUUUGUAAACUUUGUAUCCAUUCCUAGUUGUUCUGUCUAUUGACUAUUGAUGAGGCAAGAACUCAGACAUCCCUACUUUAUCAAGUUCCACCCACUCUGAAACCCUCCAGUUUCCACUCAUCCCUGAGUGGGCUGAGAUGGCUGUGUCUCCCCAUCUCUUCAAGGGUCACGUAAUUAUGUAUUCUAAGUGGCAGGUAAAGGAACAUGUAGGCACAGUAAGCACUGCUACCUUUUUCUUUCUCCAGGAAAGGAAGCUAAGUCCUACAUUUUAUCUAGGCUGCUUAGAACUACUUUGUGGGCCAGAUUGGCAGAUUUCCCUCUAAAACUAGAGGAUAAUGCAGAUGUCAGAAAUGGAAACCAGAAGGUCCAAGAGAAUGGGCUGACGGUUUUCCCAAGAACAGAGUUGGGAAAACCUACAACCUACAGCUAACCCACUCCAAAUUCUAAAAACAACAAAACUUUUUCGAUAAAUGAUAACCAGUGACCUUCCUCUCUUAGGAUGAGCUUUCAGUGAAUAGUUAUUAGGUCUUUUCAUAAAUAACAUAACGUUUUCAGGGACCUUUAUAGAUUACCAGUAAACUUGUCUCCAGAUGACAGGCCAUUGUAAUGAGCUUCCUCUUUGCUAGAAAAUCAGCCCAUAGGAAUCAGACCCAAAUUCUAAAUAGCUGAACCUAAUUUUUUUUCAUGGUUAAAAAAAUAUAACAAAUAAUAAUAGUGUUCCUGAGCAAAGUCUACCCUGUUUCGUGAGGACCAUUUGCUCAUGCUUAGUGUCCAAAAGUGCAUAAACUACAUGUUUCUGCCCAUUUCAAACUGGGACUCCCACUGUUUUCCAGGGGGUCUUACUCAUACCCUAUUUAGAUUAUUAUUAUUUUUUUAUAUGUCCCCGGAGUCCAAGGUCUUGAAGUGUUCAAAAAUCUAAGCUUUCUUGGCCGCAUUGACAGAGGUUCCAAAUCCUUCCCUCCAUAGACCACUCUAAGAACACCUUUUUGACUGUCUUCUGGUUUCACAGGCUUCAGAUCUUGGGUCCUACCCUCCCUUGGGAGAAUGAAACCUUUUCCCAAACUCUGAAGACCAGGCUUGCUCUGAUACAGAUUCAGUUAUACUUCAUCCUGUGCUCCUUAACCAUUACACUCUGCUCGGUGUCCACAGACCUUGGCUCCACCAUCAACACCUCAUCAGAUCACCUUUCUUUCCUCACCUGACUAUUCCAACAAUAAUUCUCCUAAUAUGACCAUUUCCAGGUACAGUUUGCCUGGCUUGCCAGAAGAAAACUUCUUAUAUUAACUUGUAGGAAGCUAGGCACCCAUGGAUGUUCCCAGAGAGGUCCUGAGAGACAAGAUUGACGACUUCUCAGUUGACAGCCAGGUGGCCAUUCAGACCUUCUCUAAGCAGGGAGCACUGUCCUUCUCUCCUCUGCUGCAGCUGCUGACCUCCGGACCCUCGAGUAAAACCUCAAUUCUCCAAAUUGACUAUCCCUGAGAAGCUGGGCAGUGGGACAAACCCUGAAAUAUGACCACUAGAUGGCAGAAUGUCUGCCACUAUUCCCCCCAAAACAAGUUAGCACUCAAGUGAAAAUAAUCCAGCUCUUGAAUCUUAAAAGCCAAAGGGGUCCUCACUGCAACAUUUAUUUUAUGGCUCAAUGAAAAAGAACAGAAAGGAGUGAUUUGAGCAAGAAGCAGUUGAGGCCCUCACUCAAAGAGAACCAUGACUUCUAGCACAUGAGUGUUUCAUCGAUCACACCACAGCAUCUUUGACCCUGCUUGACAUGCUUGACAGAGGAGCUUCCAGGAUGUUUUUGCCUUUCCCCACUUAAUAUCUUCUGCUCAGAUUGAGAGCCUGAGGCAACAAAGGAGGAGUAUUUCUUUCUUGUCCAAAAUGCUUACACUGUCGUCAUACCUUUAUCUGAAAAAUACCUUAUCUCCAAAACAUGAAACUGUUCAUGUUUGGAGGCAUCAGCCUUUGGCCAUCAUAUUCUUAAUAUUAGGACCCGUCUGCUAAGUGCCCAUUUCUGAAGGGUGCAUUCUCUUCCUCUUUAUUGAUACUCUCUUAUGGAUACAAGUAAUUGAGAAUAGAUCGUGCUCACUUCUUUUUUUUUUUUUCUUUCUGACCGUAAACCAUUGUUUCUAGCCUUACAGGCUUCAAAGCUUCAAAUGGCACACAGGAGAGCAAGAUGUGAGAUAGGAAAGCAGGGGUUUAGAGGCUGGGGACCAGAGCUGCAUCUGGGAAACACAGUGGGAAUGAAUUCCCACAGUCCAGCCUGAACCCUCACCCAGUGUCCAAAGCCUCAGGCUUCAAAUGUUCCUAAGUCUCCCCCUAGUUUCACCUUCUGGAAAAUGAACAGUUCUUUCACUUUCAGUGUUAUAAAUCCCCAGGGGAAAUUUCCCCUCAAAACCUACUGUCAGAGAAAAUGCCGUGUUCCCACCUUCUAACAUGUAAUCAUCAUUUGUAAACACUUUAAAACAUGGAGGAGGCUCUAGUUCCUGACCACUCAAAAGGAUUUCUCUGAAGAAAGUCGCGGUGGCUGUUUCUGUUUCCUCCUCCUCUUUCUCUGUCAUUAGGACCCAGGCUAAUCACCUCUGACAUCUUACUUAGGGAAAGUGGCAUGUUAACAUAAAAGGACUGCAAACUUUUGAAUUAGGCCUGAGUUGGAAUCCCAGCUUCACUGUGUGGAAUUUGUGGUAGGGGCCCUCCGGGCCUCAAGUUCCACAUGAGUGACUUGGGGGAAAUGAUUACUUCUAAAGGUUUUUGGUUAGAAUUAAAUGAAAUUUAAAGUGCUUAAUAUCAGAUCUAGGAUCAGGUGAGUACUCAAAAAAUGUUCAGUUUCUUUCAAGUCCUUUUUAAAAUUAUUCUUCAAAUGGGAUUAAAGAAACUAUGGUAGGACACAAUCUUACUCAGAAGUAAGUUGCUGAAUGAAUGAAUUCAUGACUGAAUUUGCUUAGGGAAAAAAUUGUUUUAUUGUAACAAGGCAAAGGACAAAUUGUAUGGUUUAUGAAUUCAGAAACACUACCAAGUUGCCUGCUUCUCUGAAUAGAACAUGUAUUUUCAUUUUAUUGGUCACGUUGUUAUCUUCUAUUGUCUCCUUAUGCCAUGCCAUAUGCUACCUAGUUCUGGGUCCCAAGCAGCUCACUCUCUGUGCUGCCCUAGGUUUGGUGCCUACUCUGCCCUGGACUUCUUUUUCAAUUUUCUAGCUUUUCCUGGAGGCAGACCCUCACCUCCUUGUUAGUAAAUCUCUGCCUAGCCAGAAUCAGAUAUAAACCAUGAUUUGGAAGGGGAGAGAACUUGGAAUACUUGAUUUCAUUUAAUUAUCCAUGCUGAUGAAUGCCUAUGUCAGUAUUAAUAAAGGAGAAUUGAAAACACUCACUUCUACCUUCUUUACCCAGAUUUGUGUUUCUAUCUCAACUAGGCAAGAAUCGACAGGGUAUGUGAUGCUAUUAUGCUAUUUUAAGCUGCUCCAGUGGGAAGGAGAUAGCUCAGUGGUAGAGCAUAUGCUUAGUAUGCACGAGGUCCUGGGUUCAACCCCUAGUCCCUCCAUUAAAUAAACAAACAAACAAAUAAGUAAAUAAGCUGCUCCAAAGCAGACUGAAAUCCUGGUUAUAGUUUAUAAGUCAACAGACCAAUUCAAUAGUGAUACCUUUUGUACAGGACCUGUGCUAAAGUAUACAUUUUUCUAAAGAGAAAUCUCUGCUUCUAUAUUCUCAGAACUUCUGUCUCAGAAUGCCUUCCUUGCCAUCCCCCAACCCAACCCAAUGCUGAUACUAUGUAGGAACCUAUGAGCCAGCCAAACGGCUAUGUGCUUAUGAGCAGCUUUCACAGUGGGGUUGAAAGGCAGUAUGAGAAUUAGAAGUACUGUAUUUUGUUCUAUAAAACAAUAAACUACUGUCUCAUGUACCAUUUUAAAAACUAACGAGAUUUUUUUAGCCUUCUGAUGACUCAUUCAGAGCAUGGGGAAUAGUUCAUGUGUUUGAUAAAUGAAAGUCAUAUGUAGCUACCUGUGUGUCCCACAUCAUAACCAGAAAAACAUGUUUGUGAAUUUUCUAAACAAAGUGAUAUUUUAAACGUGAGUAAAUUUCAGUGUAUGCUUACCAGUUUACCCUUGAUUUUAUCUUCAGGUACAAAUAGUUUUGUGGUACUACUGAAAAUACCUUUAAUAUUUUUAUUUUGAUCAGAAUUUGUAAUAUAUAAUCCAGUUUAAGAUGAUGAAUAAAAUUUUUCUAAUCACUUGA